Molecule: messenger RNA, 2066 nt
Organism: Polistes canadensis
Lineage: Eukaryota; Metazoa; Arthropoda; Insecta; Hymenoptera; Vespidae
Gene: Cdc10
Product: cyclin-dependent kinase 10
Exons: 6
Coding region: 291-1550 (419 amino acids)
Biological process (GO): regulation of mitotic cell cycle; protein phosphorylation
Cellular component (GO): nucleus
Molecular function (GO): ATP binding; cyclin-dependent protein serine/threonine kinase activity
Source: RefSeq, a predicted model, not a curated record
UAUAAUGUUGGUAAGAAACGUACGCGUUGAAUAGGUUCUCAUCGGUGUGAAUUUAUCGGUAAAAGUUAAACCAUCAGUUUAAUUGAAACAUAAUUUAGUUUAUUGAAGCGUAAAUGCUUAAAUAAAGGGAAAAUAUAAUAAAAAAUACUUAAUAACCCAUAUAUACAGCAGCAAAUAUGACAAAAGGUAUGUCUAAAUACUGUAACGUUGUGUACUAAAAAUACCGGUACAAGAGGUUAAGUUCAGAACAAGCGUUUACAGAGAGUGAGGAGUAUAAAUAUCAAGGAAUUAUGAAUUUUGAGACAUCCUUUUUUUCAGGCUUUGAAGACGAGGCUAUAGAGAAGAAAUCUGUGGAAAACAAUGACACUGAUAAAAAAGCAGCGUCCGAAGCUGGACCAGAUCCAUCUGCACCCAUUACGAGAAAGGGUGUUUUAACUUCAUUCUUAACUGGCAAGCCUAUGGAAAUACCUGAUCAAGAUAUUCUUGGAAAAUGUCGAUUUGUAUCGGAGUUUGAAAAAUUGAAUCGCAUUGGUGAGGGUACUUAUGGAAUAGUAUACCGAGCUAGAGAUACCAAAAAUGACAAAGUUGUUGCUCUUAAAAAAGUUAGAAUGGAACAUGAAAAGGAUGGAUUGCCAGUAAGCGGUCUGAGAGAAAUUUCUGUUCUUCUAUCUUGUCGUCAUGAAAAUAUUGUUCACUUGAGAGAAGUCGUCGUUGGAAGAAGUUUAGAAAGUAUAUUCCUCGCGAUGGAAUAUUGCGAACAAGAUUUGGCUAGUUUAUUGGACAACAUGCAGGCUCCAUUUUCGGAAAGUCAAGUCAAAUGUAUUGUCUUGCAAGUAUUGAAGGGCCUAAGAUAUUUGCAUCAUAACUUUAUCGUACAUAGAGACUUGAAAGUUUCAAAUCUUCUUAUGACCGAUAAAGGAUGCGUUAAAAUAGCUGAUUUCGGACUUGCUAGAUGGUUUGGAUUACCUUUAAAACCAAUGACUCCCAGAGUAGUAACAUUGUGGUAUAGAGCACCAGAAUUGUUAUUACAAGCAAAGACACAAACAACUUCAGUUGAUAUGUGGGCUGCUGGAUGUAUAUUAGGAGAACUGUUGGGUCAUAGGCCUCUUUUACCUGGACGUACAGAAAUUCAGCAACUGGAAUUAAUAGUUGAUUUAUUGGGUACACCCAGUGAAGCUAUUUGGCCAGAGUUUAAUUCUUUACCGGUCUUACAGAAUUUUACUCUUAAACAACAACCGUAUAAUAAUUUAAAACAAAGAUUCCCUUGGUUAAGUGCAGCUGGUUUGAGAUUAUUAAACUUUUUAUUCAUGUAUGAUCCAAAGAAACGAGCAACUGCGGAGGAAUGCUUACAAAGCAGUUACUUCAAAGAAGCACCAUUACCCUGCGAUCCAAAACUUAUGCCAACAUUCCCUCAACAUCGAAAUAUGAAGAAAGUUGUUCCGCCUAAAGAAAAUCGUGAACAAGAGAAUAAUGUUACAGACCAGACUAAUAAUUUACCAGCAAUUUCUGAUCUAUUGGGAUCUUUAGUUAAAAAGAGACGCGUGGAAUAAACAGAAGUCUAAUCUUCUUUUCACAAAAACAUUUUUAACUAUUUUUCCUGGAUUACAAAAAAAAAUUUUGUAUUUCAUUACAAAUAUAAUAUCUAAGUUUAAUGUAUAAAGUAUUCAUGUACGACAAAAGAGAAAAGACGUUAUUUACGUAUCAUAUAGUUUUAAAAACGAAUAUACUUACGUUUUUAUUCGUUUGCUCGUGUGACAUUUUCGUAUGACUACGUCUAUUUCGUGUUAAUCAAUUUCGAAUUAAUCAAUUUCAAAUUAAUUAAUUUUUCAUUUGAGAAAAUAAAAUCUUUAAUCUAGUACACGCGUAUCGAUUGAUGAUAUAUACAAAAAUUUUUUUAAUAUUUGAAGUAUCGCAUAUAUGUAGAUGAGGUUGAAAUGUUUUCAGUCCAACAUAGAAGCAAUUUAUUUUUUCAGUCAAACUGAUUUUUAUUUUUUCUUUAAAUAUAAAAGUUUGUAUUGUUACAGCUCAAAAAUGUUCAAACCACCCGCGUAUAUGCAUAAGGUGCA